AUGAUAAGAAUAAUAAUGGUUAAAGAUUAUCUACUUCAAUUCAUAAUUCAGUGUAAUUAUUAAAUUCAAUUUUAUAGAGAUUUGUAUAGAUAAAGUCAUGCUGCUACUUUUCAUAUAUCUAAUUAAAGAGAAAAAUCACUUUCUGUAUAGUCUUAAGAAUCAGAAGGUGAUUUAUAACAAACACAUAGAAGAGCAACUACAAAUUAUGUUGAUCCAUAAAAAAAUUAUAAGGCUUUCUAAUAAUUUUCAUAUAUCACUUAGAUCAUGAUGCCAGAUUAUGAAAAAAAUAUCAACACAAUUUCAGUAAUUGAGUAUUAUAGAUAUAAUUUAUUCUCAGAAGCAAAGCCUAUAAAAUCUAACUAGCAAAUUAAGAGGCUCAAAAAUAAUAGCAAAAUUUGAAUGAUGGUGAAGUUUGGAUUGAUUAUAAAUUUGAAAAUGUAAAAACUAUAUAUUAUCAUUCUAGCAUCCUAUUGAACUUAAAUAAGAUGUUACAAAUGUAUAAAAAUUAAGAUAAUUGGAAUUUUAUUAUUAUAAAAUUAGAUGUUAAGGUGAAGCAGUACCUUUAACUUUUACAAUGACCUAAACUGAAUCAACUAAAUUUAAGAUAUUUUUAUCUACAACCAAUCCAUUCCCAUCUAAAUUCUCUUGUGAAUAAAUUUUCUAAGUCAAAACUUGGAAAUAUAAAAGCAAAGACUAUAAAUUAUUUAGAUAAAAUUUUAUCUUUAUUUCCUUAGUUUGUGAUUUAGACACUACCAUCAAGAUUUAAUUAAACUUUGGAUCUACUAUGGGAAUUUAAACUAUUUCUAAAAGCCCUAUUCCUAAAUAACAAAUCAAAUCAGAUGUAAUUAUAUGUGACUUAACUGCAUCAUAAAUUGUGUAAAAAAGGAAAAAGCAAAUGCUUCAAUUAUCAAAAGGAAGAAAUUUAGUUUAGGAAAAUAUCUUAAAUGUAACAAUCUAGAAUGAUGAAUGUUACAAAUCUUAGAAAUAAUUAUACAAAACUUUACAGUAAAAAAAAUUUCAUGAAGUUUUGAAUAAGAAAAAACAAAUAGAAAUCAAUGCUUAAGGUUAAAGACAAAUUAAUUAUUUCUCAAAAGAAAUUACUCUUCUAAUGAAGAAAUUAAAAUAAUAAAAAGAUAUGGAUUAAAAUGGUUAUUUAAAAUCAGAGAUCUAAUUUGAAAUGUUAAGAUUAAUUUCAUAUUUAUAAUUGAUUAGUGUAAUACAUGAAAAGCUCAAACAUUAACAUAAAAUUAUUCUUCAUGUUUAAAUUAUAUAAAUUAAAAUGAAAACAAUCUAUUAUAGAGCUAAAAAAAAUAUAUGCAAAAUGAAAGGCCAUAAUAUAUUUGGAAGAGUCCAUCUAGAUGUUAAAUUGUAAAAUAUAAUUAUAUAAUUUAAGUUGCCUAUAAAUGUUUGCUAAAUAGAUAAAAAAGAAAGUUAGAAUCUAAAAUAUUAAUAUCAUUUAACCUAUAUUUCAUUAAAGAUCCUUAUUAUGGAAUUUUAAAUAAAAAAUACAUCAUACUACUAGAUAACUAUAAUUAAUAAAAGAGUCUAUUUAUAACUUUAUACUUAGAUAUAGAGUUUAUAGAUAGUUUUUAAAGUAAAUUUUUGAAAAACAUUAUGAUUUUAAUUGUUAACAAUUCAUAAUAAAUAAAGAUCUUAAAAUUUAAUAACAAUUUGAAAUUUGGCAUCAAAAUUCAAAAUAUAUUAUGUAUUUUUAAUUUAUCAGUAAAAAUUUUGUUAAUAUUUAUGGAAGAUAAAAAUUUAAUGAUUUUUUUUAAAAUAUGAGGAAAUAAAAAUAAAUCAGAAAAAAUGAAAGAAAAGGAUAAAUUUUAGCUUUUGUGACUAAAUAAUAAUAGAAUAUUUAAAUAAUUAAUUUUUUUAAAGUUCCCUUGUAAAAUGACUUUUAGGAAAUCAUGCCCAUUUUAUAUGAAUAAACAAAAUCUGGUGCAUCUUAAUAUUGUAAGGAUUAAAUAAGAAGACCUUUUAAUAAAUUAUAAUUUUGA
This is a messenger RNA of Paramecium sonneborni, 2000 nucleotides long. Lineage: Eukaryota; Ciliophora; Oligohymenophorea; Peniculida; Parameciidae. The record is from the annotation of a GenBank genome assembly.